AUGCCUUCCUCGAAGCCUUUGAAAAUCAAGCCCUCCGAGGUUGCGGCGGACACCAAGAAGAAACUGAUCCCAGAAGUCAACAGAUACUUCCGCGAGGAGUGGCCCCCAUACUCAGUUCUCUACUCUCAGCCGCUACUCCAGCUUCCGCUCAGCCGCCCGGCCUUCAUGAGCUCAGACUUACCCAACUUCUAUGUCGUGCAUAGCGAUCCUGUAGACUGCGCACUGGGCUGGGCUCAAAGUGAAGGAGUUCGGAUCCCCUUCAUCUGCGCCGCGAACGAGAAGCGACCCGGAGGUGAUUGGGAGACAGGUGUUGUCGGUUACGAGGAGAGAUUAUGCCGUCGCAGCAAUCUGUCAGCAACGUUGGGGUCUCCCCAUCCGGAUACAUGCAUGCCAACCAACUACCCGAUCCCGAUCGAAGGAGCCAUCUAUUCUCCCGAUGUUGUUCGUUUCCGCCAGUUUCAAGAUAGGAUCGAGUCAUUGGAUAUGAAAGAUUGGAGGUCGCUGCCAGUUAUUUCUAUGCCGCCAGCUCGGUGGCCGAAGCUCACAGACAUGGGACGAAAGUACUCUUUUUCGGAAGAGCGAGAAUUGGUACGGAACAAGAUGCGCGCCGCCUUGCGAAUCUGCGUGUUCAACGGCUACAACCACGUUGUGAUCGGCGACUUUGGCCUUGGCAAUGGCUACCGCAACCCGCCCAAGGAGCUGGCGGAGUUGUGGCGCGAAGUCUUUCUCUACGACCCAGAAUUGAGGGGCCAGUUUCUCGCCGUCAUGUUCGCUUUCGAAGACGACAGACAGUGCACAGCCAAGUUCAUCCUCGAUGACAUCGCCAAGAAGACGAAAGGGAGCAGCAGCAGCAGCUCUUCGAAAAGCAAGUCAAAGAGCUCGUCGUCAUCAAGUUCAAGCGGCAGUUCAUCCAGUCAUAAAAGCGACUUCAAAAUCUUCAGCGAAAUCUUCGCGACGAGCGAGAUAGCUAGAGUUCGGAGCCAACCUGACCCACGCUACGCCUUCUCUGCAAUUAUGGAUGGGUCUUGA
This is a messenger RNA of Colletotrichum paranaense, 1029 nucleotides long. RefSeq lists its product as uncharacterized. The transcript is spliced from 4 exons. Lineage: Eukaryota; Fungi; Ascomycota; Sordariomycetes; Glomerellales; Glomerellaceae. The coding region runs from base 1 to 1029 and encodes 342 amino acids. The record is from RefSeq and is a predicted model, not a curated record.